Molecule: messenger RNA, 300 nt
Organism: Cooperia oncophora
Lineage: Eukaryota; Metazoa; Nematoda; Chromadorea; Rhabditida; Trichostrongylidae
Source: the annotation of a GenBank genome assembly
AUGUCGACAUGUCGCAAAUUCCUGGGAACAGCCGUUCUCGAUGACCAUUUAUAUGCGGUAGGGGGACAAGAUAAGUCCAACUGCCACCUGAAUUCGGCCGAGGUAUACAACCCAAGCACUAACGAAUGGACCGCUGGGGCCGACAUGAACAAGCAACGAUCUGGUCUAGGGUUGGUCGUUGCUAAUGGAAGAUUAUAUGCUCUUGGAGGGACCGACGGCUCUGCUGACCACGAAACAGUGGAAGUUUUUGAUGUUCAAACAAAUCAGUGGACAAAUCACAGUCGCAUGAAUGAGGCGUGA